Molecule: messenger RNA, 4903 nt
Organism: Gavialis gangeticus (Gharial)
Lineage: Eukaryota; Metazoa; Chordata; Crocodylia; Gavialidae
Gene: DLGAP1
Product: DLG associated protein 1
Exons: 13
Coding region: 462-3392 (976 amino acids)
Biological process (GO): signaling
Cellular component (GO): postsynaptic specialization; glutamatergic synapse
Molecular function (GO): molecular adaptor activity
Source: RefSeq, a predicted model, not a curated record
CCAUUCCUAGGAGACCACAAGGAUCAUUAUUGUUCAGGAUUUCAAAGAGCUAUCAUUUAUGUUUGUGGACACAAGUGAACGGACAAUGGUGCCCCAACCAUCUGUUCAAGCUGUUUGAAAGAAACGCUUCUGUACAAAUGGCAUGAAAGAACAGUCAAGCGUCAAAUAUCACAACUGACGUGUGAAUUCAAGACUGUGCUAAGCUCUCCUCCCUUUUAAGCCUUGACUCAAGCUAAGAUGGAAAACUGACAAAAGGGAAUGUAGCACAAUUUGUUCCUUCUGAAGACUGAGAUCACUGCACACACCAAGAGCUCCUGUUAUGAUAUUUGUGACCCAAAUUGUAAUUCUCAGGACUGACAUUAUCCUCUGUGACACAUGUGAAAGCAUAAGUAUUUCUCUGCAACCUGUCUCUAACAUAACUAUAUGUGUUAGAUGCCUUUGGGACUCUCUUUACAUCAGCCAUGAAAGGAUUAUCUAGCAGCCGCAGUCAUCAUCAUGGGGUUACCUGUGACCCUACAUGUGACAGUCUGCCACAUCACCCAGACAGGAAGCCAUAUUUAUUAAAUCCAGUGGACCCUCACCCUGCAGAUCAUCCUUAUUAUACUCAAAGGAACUCUUUUCAGGCAGAAUGCAUGGUGCCCUAUAAUGACCAGCUUGCUAGCAGCACAUUUCCUCGGAGGCAUUAUAGCUCUAACCAUGAACUGAAAGAUGAGUGUGCUCUUGUUCCCCAUGGAACUUCCAGUAAAACUAACCGCAUCCCUGCCAAUCUUUUGGACCAGUUUGAAAGGCAGUUGCCUCUUAAUCGAGAUGGCUACCAUACCUUACAGUACAAACGAACUGCCGUGGAACAUCGGGGUGAUAGCCCAGGGAGGAUCCGCCACUUGGUUCAUUCUGUUCAAAAGCUCUUCACAAAGUCUCAUUCUCUUGAGGGACCAUCCAAGGGAAGUGUCAAUGGUGGCAAAGCAAGCCCAGAAGAGACACAGACGAUGAGGUAUGGGAAGCGUAGCAAGAGUAAAGAAAGGAGACCAGAAGGGAAGCCCAGGUCCAAUGCAUCUGGGUGGUGGAGUUCAGAUGACAAUUUGGACAAUGAUGUUUGCGUUUAUCAUGGUCCCAGUGGGGUUAUGACUAUGGGAAGAUGCCCUGAUCGUUCCUCGUCCCAGUACUUUAUGGAAGCCUAUAACACUAUUAGUGAACAUACUGUGAAGUCAUCCAGAAGCAAUAAUGAUGUCAAAUGCUCUACCUGUGCAAACCUGCCUGUGAAUUUGGACUCACAGCUAAUGAAGAAAAGCUCUUGGUCCUCUACACUAACAGUGAGCAGAGCUCGUGAGGUUUACCAGAAAGCUUCAGUUAAUAUGGAUCAAACAGUGAUGAAGUCAGAGACAUGUCAACAGGAACGGUCUUGUCAAUACCUCCAGGUUCCUCAGGAUGAAUGGACUGGGUACACUCCACGAGGCAAAGAUGAUGAGAUUCCAUGCCGGCGAAUGCGCAGUGGUAGUUACAUUAAAGCCAUGGGAGAUGAUGACAGUGGGGACUCAGACACCAGCCCAAAGCCAUCUCCAAAGAUUGCAGCACGAAGGGAGAGCUAUCUCAAGGCUACCCAGCCAUCACUUACAGAACUCACCACCCUCAAGAUAUCCAGUGAACACUCUCCAAAGCUUCAGAUCCGGAGCCACAGUUACUUGAGGGCUGUGAGUGAAGUCUCUAUCAAUAGGAGUUUGGACAGUCUAGACCCUGCAGGUCUGCUUGCUUCUCCCAAAUUCCGUUCCCGGAAUGAGAGCUACAUGAGAGCCAUGAGUACCAUCAGUCAGGUGAGUGAGAUGGAAGUAAAUGGUCAGUUUGAAUCAGUCUGUGAAUCGGUGUUCAGUGAACUAGAAUCUCAGGCAGUGGAGGCCCUGGAUCUGCCAAUGCCAGGCUGUUUCCGCAUGAGGAGCCACAGCUAUGUGAGAGCAAUCGAGAAGGGCUGUUCCCAGGAUGAUGAAUGUGUGUCGUUAAGGUCCUCAUCUCCUCCACGCACAACCACUACUGUGAGGACCAUCCAGAGCAGUACCGUGUCAUCCUGUAUUACUACCUAUAAGAAGACACCACCUCCAGUUCCACCAAGAACAACCACCAAACCUUUUAUUUCCAUCACUGCUCAAAGCAGCACAGAGUCUGCCCAAGAUGCAUAUAUGGACGGGCAGGGACAAAGGGGAGAUAUCAUCAGUCAGUCUGGACUUAGCAACUCUACAGAAAGCUUGGACAGCAUGAAGGCAUUAACUGCUGCUAUUGAGGCAGCUAAUGCGCAGAUCCAUGGCCCAGCUAGCCAACAUGUAGGUAACAAUACUGCCACUGUCACCACAACCACCACCAUCGCCACUGUUGCUGUAGAAGACAGAAGGAAGGACCACUUCAAGAAAAACAGAUGUUUAUCCAUUGGAAUACAGGUGGAUGGUGCUGAAGAAUCCACCAGACUGGGUGAAAAUAAAGCAACCAGUAAGUUCCAAUCCAUAGGUGUUCAAGUAGAGGAGGAGAAAUGCUUCCGCAGGUUUACGCGAUCUAAUAGUGUAACAGCAGCUGUGCAAGCAGACCUGGAUUUCCAUGAGAACUUUGAAAUAUCAUUGGAUCCUCAAGAGGACACUUUGUACACUGGGCAAAUAUCAAGACAGUUUUCUCGAGAUGCAAGCACCUCCACUGUUAGCAUACAGGGGUCAGGGAACCAUUAUCAUGCAUGUGCGGUGGAUGAUGACUUUGAUACAGAUUUUGACCCUUCAAUUUUACCUCCUCCUGACCCUUGGAUUGAUUCUAUAACUGAAGAUCCUCUGGAGGCUGUUCAAAGGUCAGUGUGUCACAGAGAUGGACACUGGUUUCUGAAGCUUCUUCAGGCAGAGAGAGAUCGCAUGGAAGGCUGGUGCCAACAGAUGGAAAGAGAAGAACAGGAAAACAACUUGCCUGAGGACAUUCUAGGGAAGAUUCGAACUGCAGUGGGCAGUGCCCAACUUCUCAUGGCCCAGAAAUUUUACCAGUUCAGAGAACUGUGUGAAGAAAACCUGAAUCCUAAUGCACAUCCAAGGCCGACCUCCCAGGAUUUAGCAGGGUUUUGGGAUAUGCUGCAGUUGUCCAUAGAAAAUAUUAGUAUGAAAUUUGAUGAACUUCAUCAGUUAAAGGCCAAUAAUUGGAAACAGAUGGAUCCUCAUGACAAGAAGGAGAGAAGGGUCCCUCCUCCAGUGCCAAAGAAGCCAACGAAAGGCCAGGUGCCACUUAUACGGGAACGCUCUCUGGAGAGCUCACAGCGUCAAGAGGCCCGGAAACGGCUGAUGGCUGCCAAGCGAGCUGCAUCUGUCCGUCAGAACUCGGCCACUGAGAGCGCCGAAAGCAUUGAGAUUUACAUCCCCGAAGCCCAGACCAGGCUAUGAAGGGAUCCUACCAGGAGGACUCUCACUGGCAAGACAAGUCUCCUGUAUAAUCUGCCCCUCUAGGUCCCUGCUCAAAGCCACCAUUAAGUAUUUGUAUUUCCCUCUCUCUCUCUUCCCCCCCUCCCCCACACUCCUCUGUACACAAUCCCAAUGAAUUCCACUUUUGUGGUGUAGUUGUCAAUCUUUCAAGAGAUGUCCUCUAAUAACCCUUGCUUUUUAAAGGUUUGCCCAUAUCAUCAUAAUGCUUGGUCACAUGUACUGACGCUACCAUCUUGCCUCACGUAAAAGGUACAAUACUUUUUUCUGUUUAAUAAAAUAAAACACCACAUUCACACACAUACACAUAACUGUACAGUAGAUGUUCCAUUUAACUCAUUCAUGAUCUUUAGUUUAUCUAAAGCUAGUCUGUUACCUAGUGUACAGCAAUAUAAAACUAUAGGGUAUUUUGGAAAUCCAGUAAUGCAGAGUGAUCCUUUUGGACUCUGCCGUCUUCCUCAUAAAAGAUGGAAUGGAGCUAUGACUUAGAUUCCCUUCUUUUUAUUAGUAUUAUUUUUUAAAGCAGAUGGCGCACUUUAUUCUGAACCUCCAUAUCACAGUUUCUCACCUGACCUUCUCACCUGUAAUGGUCACAAGGGGGUGGGGAAACAGCUGUGUUGAGGUGAAAGGAAGGAGGGGUAAGAUAGUAGGGAUAGGAAAGACCUUAUGGAAAGAAAACUGAACUCACAACUGCACGCUCACAGCUGCACAGACUGCCUCAUUUUUAUUUCCUCAAUCACUACUUACACAUUUGAUCAGCAGAAGAUAGUAAAUUCAAUCUUCCAGGGAAAUAAAUCUAUUUUGAAAGGCAAUAAAAAGGUGAAAAGAAGUGGUCAAAGAUAACAUUAAAAAGAUGAAGGAUUUUUUUUUGGUCCAAGAAUUAAAAAUUAAACAUACACCCACACCUGUACCGUAUUGUCAAUUCCUAUUGUAUUGCAUUGAAUGGAUUAUAUUGGUUAAAAAAAGAAAAAAAAACUUGGUUUUGUUACCGUCUUAAUCUUGGUGAAACUAUCCAAUUUCACACAGACGCACACAGACACCUGUUACUGAAACAUUGUAAAUGGAACCCAUGAUACUUUUCAAAGCAAAAGUUUUGUUUGUUUUAUAUGCAGCUGGUUGUACGCUACAGGUUAGACUACUUACCAUCAAACAGUUCAUACCUAGGAGUAAGUUUCUACUUCAGUCUCUUAAUACUACCCAGUUUUUUAAAAGCAAGGAUUUUUCUCAAGUUGUGGGACCAUAACAAGCCUAUGUUUUUUCACUACAGGGCUAAAAGGCUAACUUCCUACACUAGCUUUUCCUGUCAUUUUGAAAUCAUAACUACUAUACAUUCCCAAGUUUUCAGCAGUUCAUUUAAUACUUAGGGUAAAAUCUUGCCCAUGCUGCUAGGAGGUGCCUGCCAUGUAUAAGUGACAAUAGCCAUUGUGCCAUUAUAGGGCAAGAUGUCUCAGGCAUAGCACUGGAAGAAAAAAAAA